UUGUCCUGUCCAGUUCAUAACUCGUCACUGUCGCCCACACCAUUCACUGGUUCUUUGAUUCCCACCUACGACGACUUUACGCCAGACGACCCCCCACCAGAGGGCCCCACCGACAGCACCACCACCACCACGAACGGCGAUCCUCCCGAGAAGAUCUACCAGGGACUGAACGAUAAACUCAUCCCCAUCUACUGCUCCAUCUUAGCAGCUGUUGUCGUCGGUUUUGUGGCUUUCAUCAUCUUCAAGGGUUGGAAUAGCUGUAAGCAGAACAAGCAAGGAGCCAACAACUGCACAACCAAUCAGAACCAGACUCCGUCACCUGAGGGCGAGAAGCUCCACAGUGACAGCGGCAUUUCUGUGGACAGCCAGAGUCUGCAGGAGCAGCAGGGCCAAACUCAGGCGCAAACCGUGGUCACAAUUGAUGAGGAGCCUUGUUUGCUCCUUCCGCUCCACACCAGAGAGAAAGUGGAGAAGCUUCUGUUCAGAGGCAUUGAGAGAGAUAACUGCAGCCAGAUGCAGGACAGUGACUGGUACAACUUGGCCGGUCUUCUUGGAUACGAGGAGGAGAGGAUUGCGACUUUCCAGCAUGAAGAGCAUCCAGUCCAAGCCCUCCUGUCUGACUGGGCAAGCAAGGACUGUGCUAGCAUCGAUGCGUUGUGCACGGCGCUGCGUAAGAUAAACCGUGAUGACAUCGCUCAGAGUCUGGUGCUAAGCCCAAGUACUACAAAGCCAACUGCCACUUCUGUUGUGUGA
Molecule: messenger RNA, 753 nt
Organism: Menidia menidia (Atlantic silverside)
Lineage: Eukaryota; Metazoa; Chordata; Actinopteri; Atheriniformes; Atherinopsidae
Source: the annotation of a GenBank genome assembly